Coccinella septempunctata (seven-spotted ladybird) is the source of this 5133-nucleotide messenger RNA. RefSeq names its product DENN domain-containing protein 5B (gene pns). Lineage: Eukaryota; Metazoa; Arthropoda; Insecta; Coleoptera; Coccinellidae. The coding region runs from base 232 to 4098 and encodes 1288 amino acids. Gene Ontology annotation, molecular function: small GTPase binding; guanyl-nucleotide exchange factor activity. The transcript has 20 exons. The record is from RefSeq and is a predicted model, not a curated record.
CAUUGAUUGAAUGAUUCGUCAUAUGGAAUUUAUCAAAAUAAUUGUGGAAAAAUAUAAACAGAAAGUGCAAAAUGGCGUUCUCUUUAUUAAGGAUAAAUGAAUUAGAGCAUGUAAAAAUAUAACGCAAAAUUCCGAUGAUUUUGACUGGAAUCUUCAUAUAAUACUCACUAAAUAAGAAACACAAAUGUGAUAAUUUUUAAGAACAAAAAUUGAAUCGUCUUAGAAGUAACAAUGAUCAAAUUUGCUGAUUACUUUGUCAUAAGUGGUCUGGAUUUGGGCUCAGGAUUAGAGCCUGAUAAGUAUGCAGAGGACAAUUUGCAAGUUUCUCCUUUGGAGAGAUCUUACAAAACAAAGGUUUUAAGCCAUUACCCUGACAAUAUAGCAGCAUAUCCACUUGACGAGCAAGCUGUUGGAAUGUUGUGCCUACCUAAUGGUCUCAAAUUUCGUACUCAAAAGCAUUCAGUCACACAAGCUCCUACUUUUCAUUCUUUUUUGAUCACUAAAGAGGAUGGAAAACGAUUUUAUGGUUUCAGCUUGAUAUUCUAUGAGGAAGUUAGGAAUAGGGACAUCUGUACAGCUAUGCAAACUUUACAGGCUAUGUAUAUAACGGAAUUAUCAAGUGGCUCAAGAUCAAGGCCAGUACUUAAUAAUCAGAAUCAGGUGCCCCAAUCUAGAUCUCUACCAAGACAUUUUAAAUUGAAUCCUCACAAUCCGACGGGUGCAGCUUUGCAAUACUACGAUAUAUCAAGGGAUAAACUUUUUGUUUCAAAAAGCAUAGCAAUUUUAUGUAGAAGCGCUUAUGUUCAGGCAGCUAAGAUAUUUUUAGAAAAUCUUUACAGGUGUGCUAAAAGACUGUCGAAUUCCCAAUAUUCUCUGGAAAGUUAUGUGUUUAAUCUUUUAUAUGAAAUCGAAUUACCGACUCCUGGAAAGAGUAUAUUGGUGCAUCUACCUCCUUCUGAUCCUCAAUUGCCUCCUACUAGUAUCGUUUUACAAAGUCCCGCCCCACCGUUGGAACUGCCUCAUCUCGACUACUCAUUAAGGCUAAUGUUUGUUUGGUUAGGUGUCGAUAUUGUAGUUCAACUGUUCACGUGUCUUCUGCUCGAGAAUCAAAUCCUUCUUAGGAGUACAGAUUGUCAAAAGUUAAUGGUGGUAGCCGAAGGUAUAACCUCACUUCUUUUUCCCUUCACAUGGCCUCACGUGUACGUGCCAAUCUUGCCAGCAUCACUGCAUCAUUUUCUCGAUGCACCGGUUCCUUUUUUAAUGGGUCUGAAUGCUUCCUCGGAAAAUAUCAAGGUAGCAUCCGAAGCUAGUCUUUGUUAUGUAGAUAUAGAUAAAUGCAAGGUUCAGCUACCGGAGGAAACUACGUCGUUUCCGCAUAGGGAAGCGUUUGUUAGUGAAAUUUGGUCUGCGCUAGAUAAAUUUGGGAUACAAGUGCCGAAUUCUGAAAAUAACAGGAACACAAAUACUCAGGAGAUUAUAUCGAGGAGUUGUACGUUACCUCUCAAACCACAAAACAGACGUAAACUCUCCGUACAUGACACAUUAGACUGCGAAAGGCCCCCAUCGCCUCCGGGGUCAGCUAGGUCCGAAGCUUUACAAAGGAUUGCCGAUAUAGUGAGAAGAACUGGCGUGACUUUGGAUCAAAAUGACUCAAGUCUUCCUGCCGACACUUACAUCGAAGAUCUUAGGUUCAACAAUUCGUUACGGGAGAUUUUCUUGAACAGAUUCGUGCACAUUUUUCAAUCGUAUGAAAAUUUCGUCAUAUUUCCUAACCAGGCUAAAGAAGAUUGGCUCAAUAACCGGGACUCGAUGCAAAACUUCGACAAAUCCUCUUUCCUGAGCGAUCAACCGGAACAACACAGGGCCUUCCUGUGGCGCUUCCUCGAAUCUCAAAUGUUCGCCACCCUCAUCGACAAUAAAAUUCUAUCCACGUGGGGUGAGGUGGACAACAACCUGGUCAUAUUCGACAACAGGAUAAAAUUGUUGAAACAGAGGUACGGUGGUGAGAAUCUCAUGCGGUCCCUGUGUUACGAACCCUGCACCAUAUCCCACGAUACGCAGAAGUUGCUGGAGAGAAGAUUGACGAAUCCGGAUUUCGAAUCUCCCUCCCCCAGGGAGAUUAUGAACAGCAGGUCGACUUCUUCGAAGAAUUUUCCCCUGUUGAAUAAGGAGAUACUGAACAAGACGCCCGUGGUCAAUAAGGGUAGUAUACCGAGGGCUAGCGCGCUCAAAAAAGACAUGAAUAUACCGAGACCGAUGAGUUUGAGCGGGGAUCGAGCCAAUGCGAACAAGAGCGGAGCAGCUCAAGACAUGUCCCCGGCCCUGUUAGCCCAGACCAACUGGACGUUUGUGGAGAAGUUGUUAAAAGACUGCAAGGCCAAAACCAAGAGAAUGCUGCUUGCAAAAUUGGGAGCGGAAGGGGUGACCCUAUCUAGCAACAAUGCUUCGGAUAAUUCCGGAGCCGUUGAAGAAAGUACUUUAGUGGCAUCCUUGUGCGAUUUUCUUGAAAGGGUGUGGUCACACGCGCUGCAAAAGAAGAGGGGAAAAUCAGCCCUGUGGUCCCAUCUGUUGGCGUAUCAGGAAACUCACCAGCCUCUUUCGAUGAAAGAGAAUCACUAUCUCUCUCGAGAGAAAAAGAAGGAAGAAAAAUCAAGACAACAAACUCUGCCGACGUUGUUGAGUCGAAGUGUAGUAGCAGAGAUGUCAAGACUUGCACUCCAAGUAGACUACUGGUCUAGUCAUGGUAGCGAUAGAAAUUUGAAGACGGAACUUCCACAUUUACCCGAGACGUUACUUGUAGAUAUCAUUAACGUCCAGGCGAUGCUGGACGUGAAGACGUGCAUCGGCAAAGCCAGAGCCUGGGUUCGGCUGGCCCUGGAAAAGAAGCUACUCUCCAAGCACAUAAGGACCCUGUUGUCGGAUCAGGCCCUGCUUAAGAACCUCUACAAGAGGUCGGCGUUCCUCAGAUGCGACGAAGAACGGGAACAAUUCCUCUACCAUUUGCUCUCUCUGAACGCAGUAGAUUAUUUUUGUUUCACUAGUACCUAUCCUACAACUGUGAUACCGUAUAGAAUUGUGAUAGUACCAAGUAAAAAGGGUACGGUUACGUCGGCUAACGUUUGGGUGGUGCUGUCGGGCACUCUGUCGGAGACCAAACGGGUUAAUGUUCCGAAGGCGACCAUCAACUUCGAGCACAAGAAUCAGAACCUUGGCGUGUUGACGACGCUCAGGAUCGGCCAUGAUAACUCGGGUAUGCAUGCGAAAUGGAUGAUAGACUUCGUGUUGGUCAGAAAUGACAUCACCGGACAUGUUUAUAAAUUCCCUUGUGGAAGAUGGUUGGGCAGAGGGGUAGACGACGGCUCUACGGAAAGACUGUUAGUCGGCAGCUUGCUUCCCCCCUGCAAAGAAGGAGAGGAUAACCCCACCGCUUCGCAGAACAAAGUAACCACACCUCCCAGGUCAAGGUCUCCAGCUCCGCCCGCCCCAAAGACUGAGCUCAAACAAUCACAGAUACAGCAUAUGCUAAGCGACUGCAUCAAUAACAUAGUGAAAUGGCAAUAUCGGAGGAGUUCCGAAAGGAAUACAACGCUGACCGCCCUAUUAUGCGGAGAAAAAGGUUUGGUUCAUUGCAUGGAGAACGUUUUUCUGCUCGGAUUCAAAUCCGCGAAACUUUUCGUCGGCAAACAUUAUCUGUGGGAUUAUCUAGUGUGGAUCAAAGAAGAGUUCGAGUCUUGCCUGAUGGAAGAAAGCGGCGGUACAAGAUCGGCUAGUUUGGAGAGAAAUUACCAGAAAACCGUCGCCGUUUGGAGAUGCUACUGCCACCUGGUGGAUGAAAUAAUGAGCAGUAGCAAAGCCCUAGGGAAAGACGGCAAAUUCCAGUUAUUCAUUUGUUUGAGCGUCAGGGAACACCUUCUGCACAGGAUGUUGGUGCCGAUGUCAGCGUGCAAGAUCACUUCCGAAAUGUACGAAGAUGAAUCUUUUUUGAAAAAUCGCGGUUUGCUCACUUUUCUCAGACAGAUAUUACUUCCCCUGGACGAGCUGGAUGUUGUCUUGGAAAAUUCUGUAACCCACGGUAUUUCAUCACCUUCUCAUUGUUGAAAAGAAUCUAUUAUUAAGUACAAUCCAAAGAUCUGACGUGAAGAAUGACAAAAAAGUAGCAUGUAAGUGAAUCUUUAGUCAAUUUUCGUAUUUAUUAAGUUGGUUAUAGUUUCCUAUUUCGAGAAGUUUAUAGAAAAUUCAGAUGGGGAUUCCCCGUAGAAAAUCAACGUUUGAGUGAUUCACGACCUUAAUUCAAUCUUCAAUAAGGAAUGAUAUUAGUUCCAUAGGACAUGUAAGUAUAAUUCAUUUUUAUUUUAAUCAAUGAUAAAAACAUUUUUUUUUACUUAAUAUUCAUCUGAAUUUUCUGUAAUAUUUUUACUUAUUUCAAGUUUAACUGAUCUUAUGUGCCAACUCUCAGAAUAGGUUAUAAAAAAAUAUUUCAUUAAGAAUAUUUUUUGAAGGCAGCAUAGUUACCAAAUGAUAUUACAUAUAAUUUUUUUAUUAAUCAACCGUUUCAUUUAUGUGGAAUGUUCAAAUAUUUUCGAUGGUGUGUGUAUAUAUUUUUUUCCAUUUUAUUGAUAUGAUCCCCUCAAAUUAAAAUAUUAAAAUAUACUUGAUCUUUUUGAAAUAUCGUAUACAAAAUUUUUGAAAAUGUAUGUAUAAUAAAUCUUUGUGUGUUGGUUUCCAGUAUUCAUUGAAUAUAUGGAAUUAAUGACAUGAAAUGAUUUUUGUUGGUGUUAUUUUAUCGAAUCUUUACUGGAAACUUCACCAUUUAUCAAUGUUGAAAUUGAAUGUUCAUUUAUGGAUCAGCACCUUUGAAAAUUCUAUCUAUUUUAACGACACAAUAAUAUGUCUUAUUGAAUGUAAUUUUAUGUGUUUACUUUUGGUUCCUUUAUCAAACCAAAAAUAUAGAAUGAUAUUGUACUUUAAGGUUUAAGGCCCUUAUCUAACUAUAUAUGACGUUAGGAAAGAAUUCUUGGAUUCAACUUAAAUGUGGCCUACUUUUAGACAUUUAGAGGCAAUAAUUAAUUAUAUUUUUUUUGUUAAAGAUAUUCAUUCUUGUUUGAAAAAAUAAAGUAUAUUCUUCCGAUUGUU